UUGGCGGAGGCAGUUCUUCCGCGGGGCGGAAGAGGCGUGUCUGUAAGUGUGCCGACCAUUUCCAGUCCCCCUUUCUUGCAGGACCCUCAUGAGUAAGCUGUGGCGGCGCGGGAGCACCUCUGGGGCUAUGGAGGCCCCUGAGCCGGGGGAAGCCCUGGAGUUGAGCCUGGCGGGUGCCCACGGCCACGGAGUGCACAAGAAGAAGCACAAGAAGCACAAGAAGAAACACAAGAAGAAACACCAUCAGGAAGAGGAGGCCGGGCCCACGCAGCCGUCUCCUGCGAAGCCCCAGCUCAAACUUAAAAUCAAGCUGGGAGGGCAGGUCCUGGGCACCAAGAGUGUUCCUACCUUCACUGUGAUCCCAGAGGGGCCCCGCUCACCCUCUCCUCUUAUGGUUGUGGAUAAUGAAGAGGAACCUAUGGAAGGAGUCCCCCUUGAACAGUACCGUGCCUGGCUGGAUGAAGACAGUAAUCUGUCCCCCUCCCCACUUCGGGACCUGUCAGGGGGGAUAGGGGGUCAGGAGGAAGAGGAGGAACAGAGGUGGCUGGAUGCCCUGGAGAAGGGGGAGCUAGAUGACAAUGGAGAUCUCAAGAAGGAGAUAAAUGAGCGGCUGCUCACUGCUCGACAACGAGCCCUGCUCCAGAAGGCGAGGAGUCAACCUUCCCCGAUGCUGCCGCUGCCUGUAGCAGGUGGCUGUCCAGCCCCAGCUCUCACCGAGGAGAUGCUGCUGAAGCGCGAGGAGCGGGCGCGCAAGCGGCGGCUGCAGGCGGCGCGGCGGGCGGAGGAGCACAAGAACCAGACUAUCGAGCGCCUCACCAAGACUGCGGCGCCCAGCGGGCGGGGAGGCCGGGGGGCUACACGGGGCGAGCGGCGGGGAGGGCGGGCCGCGGCUCCGGCCCCCAUGGUGCGCUACAGCAGUGGAGCCCAGGGUUCCACCCUUUCUUUCCCACCCGGCGUCCCCGCCCCCGCGGCAUUGUCUCAGCGGCCAUCCCCAUCAGGCCCUCCUCCGCGCUGCUCUGUCCCCGGCUGCCCCCACCCGCGCCGUUACGCCUGUUCCCGCACCGGCCAGGCGCUCUGCAGUCUUCAGUGCUACCGCAUCAAUCUGCAGAUGCGGCUCGGGGGGCCCGAAGGCCCAGGAUCCCCCCUUUUGGCUACUUAAGGCCCUUACCUAACCUGGACUCUGCGCCCUCUCCCAAGCCCCGUUUUGAGUGUCUUCCCCACCCUAUUAAAUUUCAUCCGGUGCUUCA
Lemur catta (Ring-tailed lemur) is the source of this 1247-nucleotide messenger RNA. RefSeq names its product INO80 complex subunit B (gene INO80B). Gene Ontology annotation, biological process: chromatin remodeling. Gene Ontology annotation, cellular component: Ino80 complex. The transcript is spliced from 5 exons. The record is from RefSeq and is a predicted model, not a curated record. Lineage: Eukaryota; Metazoa; Chordata; Mammalia; Primates; Lemuridae. Bases 89 to 1159 code for a protein of 356 amino acids.